AUGAUUGGUAUACCCACCGGCCUGCUGGUCCUCAGCCUCGCAUUGCAGCGCUGCCGCAUCAUCCAGUGCCGCUGGCGCCGGUCAGCCGACUACAGGGCACACAGGAACGAGAGGUGGUGGCGCAGGUUCUGGGCUUACAUGAACUACGCUGUGAGCCUCAAGUGGAAGAGGCCGUCGCGAAGGGUGCGCAUUGCAGAACAGCAGCAACAGAGCGUUGCACUUGCGGAUAUGGAUGUGAGUUCUUCUGACGAGGGAGAUUCUGGUGACUAUGCAGGACCAGCUGGGUUGUCGACUAUCAGGGAAUUGGACGAGACGGCCGGGACGGAGCAUCAGGCGGGACCUGCGCAGGUGCAAAAGGAGCCGCAGGUACAAACAGAGUCUUCGAUACAAGAAGAACUUCAGGCACAAACUGAGAUCCAGGAGCAAUCAGAGCCGCAACCUCAGCAACCAGAGUCUUCGCAGCCAAGAAACAUUUCUUCGGAGCCCAACUCCCGCCGAGGCUCGACGUCGUUUCGAUCCUUGUUUAUUCGCCCACGGUCCCAUUCUGCCAGAAUAUAA
Molecule: messenger RNA, 558 nt
Organism: Exserohilum turcica Et28A
Lineage: Eukaryota; Fungi; Ascomycota; Dothideomycetes; Pleosporales; Pleosporaceae
Exons: 1
Coding region: 1-558 (185 amino acids)
Source: RefSeq, a predicted model, not a curated record